Messenger RNA from Amborella trichopoda, 1622 nucleotides. Its product is annotated as methylthioribose kinase. NCBI's taxonomy places the organism in Eukaryota, Viridiplantae, Streptophyta, Magnoliopsida, Amborellales, Amborellaceae. Gene Ontology annotation, molecular function: S-methyl-5-thioribose kinase activity. The record is from RefSeq and is a predicted model, not a curated record.
GAAAGCGGCGGCGUGAUACGCGCUUCUUGUUUUUUUUUCUUUUUUUUUUUUCGAACUCUUCUCUCUUGACUGGGAAGAAAAUGUUUUCUCUGUCAAAUAAAAAUCAGAUCACUGGUGAAGAAGAAGGAAAAGAGAGAGCGAUGGGGUUUCACGCUUUGGAUGAGAAGUCUCUUGUUCGGUACAUUGAGUCGACUCCUUCUCUCUCUUCUCUUCUUGGCCACAGGCUCCAUGAAGGGCUGAGUGUGAAGGAAGUUGGCGAUGGCAACCUCAACUUCGUCUACAUAGUUGUUGGGGAUCAAGGGGGUUCCUUUGUCAUCAAACAGGCUCUUCCAUACAUUCGUUGCAUAGGGGAGUCAUGGCCAAUGACAAAGGAACGGGCAUAUUUUGAGGCAACCACCUUAAUGAAACAUGGUCAAUUAUGUCCUGAGCAUGUUCCAGAAGUCUAUCAUUUUGAUAGGCCCAUGGCUUUGAUUGCCAUGCGUUAUCUCAAACCUCCACAUAUUAUUCUACGAAAAGGAUUAGUAGUUGGAGUUGAAUAUCCAUUGCUUGCUGAGCACAUGUCUACUUAUAUGGCAAGAACUCUAUUCUACACAUCGCUUUUGUAUCUGUCUACAACUGAUCACAAAUCUGCAGUUGCUGAUUUUUGCGGAAAUGUAGAGAUGUGCAGACUCACUGAGCAAGUUGUCUUUUCUGACCCAUAUAAGAUAGCCAAGUAUAAUCAUUGGACCUGUCCCUACUUGGAUCGGGAUGCCGAAGCUAUUCGAGAGGACUAUCAAUUGAAACAGGAAAUUGCAGAAUUAAAAUCGAUGUUUUGUGAGAGAGCUCAGGCGUUAAUACAUGGUGAUCUUCACACUGGUUCUGUGAUGGUGACUGCUAAUUCUACUCAAGUUUUCGAUCCAGAAUUUGCAUUUUAUGGACCCAUGGGAUUUGAUGUAGGAGCAUUUCUGGGGAACUUGAUUUUGGCUUUCUAUGCUCAAGAUGGACAUGCCAAUACCAGGAUUGAACGCCAUGAAUUCAAGAAGUGGAUUCUGAAAACAAUCAAAGAAACUUGGAACCUUUUUCAAGACAAGUUUAUAGACCUUUGGAAAGAAAACUGGGAUCGUUGUGGUGACGCGUAUCCAGCUGAAAUAUAUAGCAAACCCGAGCUUCGGCAGCAAGUGCAACAAAAGUAUAUGCAAGAAUUGUUUCAUGAUACCCUUGGAUUUGGUGGGGCCAAGAUGAUAAGGAGGAUAGUGGGUGUAGCUCAUGUUGAGGAUUUGGAAUCGAUCCAAGAUGCAGAAAAACGUGCGGAUUGUGAGCACCAAGCUCUGGAGUUGGCAAAGAUGAUUGUUAAGGAGAGAUUUAACUUCCAAACCAUUGAUGAGGUUCUGGCAGCCAUCAUCGAAAAGAAUGUUCCGACAUCUUUGGAGUGAGUAGUUGCUGCUCCUAGCUCUGAUGACUUGCGGAGUUGCAGACGAGCCUGUUGGGAGUUUCCUUUCCCUUUAUUUUUGUGUGGCUUACUCUUUGUGCUUUUCCAAGCAUGUAUCCAUGACUCAGCUUUGAUCUUAAAAUCGUUCAGUGAGAUUGACUUGAUAGUACAAUAAAAGGACCUUUCAUAUAUGGAAAAGGUGAAAUUUAUGUAA